AUGUUUAGCAAGAUCCUCAGCAAGGUGUUCAGCCGCGCCUUUCUGAGACCACGAAGGGCCUUUAUCCCGGCCCAGCACUCCACUACCAACUCUCUACGGAUGCUCAAAUGGACCCCUUACCGGAACCGGGUAACCGCAUCAAGAACCUCGAUCGGGAAUGCGCAACGUAGGAUCGGGCACCGCAUCGUCAAGAUGGCCAAUGAUGUUGAUACAACUAAAGAUUUGGUGAGGAGGAUCAGAUGGUACGCGUUAUUCUGCACUGUGGAGGUAAUGAACGGUUCGACGAUCACACGCAUCAUCGACUACUACACCGUCGGGAAGUUGACCAAGUUGUAUGAACGGUGGUUUGGAACUUCGCAAGUAGAUGACUGA
This is a messenger RNA of Coniosporium apollinis CBS 100218, 372 nucleotides long. RefSeq lists its product as uncharacterized. The transcript has a single exon. The record is from RefSeq and is a predicted model, not a curated record. Lineage: Eukaryota; Fungi; Ascomycota; Dothideomycetes. The coding region runs from base 1 to 372 and encodes 123 amino acids.